Molecule: messenger RNA, 871 nt
Organism: Pungitius pungitius (ninespine stickleback)
Lineage: Eukaryota; Metazoa; Chordata; Actinopteri; Perciformes; Gasterosteidae
Product: guanine nucleotide-binding protein G(I)/G(S)/G(O) subunit gamma-7-like
Exons: 2
Coding region: 351-557 (68 amino acids)
Biological process (GO): G protein-coupled receptor signaling pathway
Cellular component (GO): heterotrimeric G-protein complex
Molecular function (GO): G-protein beta-subunit binding
Source: RefSeq, a predicted model, not a curated record
CAAAGCCAGCAGCCUUUUGUAAAAAGCAGGCACACAGUGUGGCUUUAGGGCAGAUAGCAUAUGUGAAGCAGAAAGCCAAUCAUCUUUUCAUCAGCCGUGGCUGUGUGAAGUAGUGUGUGCUGUUUGUGACAUUUCCCGAACUGAGCUGUAUGACCUUUUAUAUCACAGAGCCUUUGAACUACCCCCACCAGAGGAUAAAACAGGGUGCAGAGGUGAAAGCAAAGGCAGGUGCCUCUCUGACUCUUUUGGAUUUGGCCAAAUAACUGCUGCUCCUUUUGGUUUCGAUGGAUAUUGAGUCAACGUGGCAUGCCCUUUGUUGAGUCUUUAUACCGAAGGCAAAGUCAGGAAAGAUGUGCAGCAGCAACAGUGUUAUUCAGGUCCAAAAGCUGGUGGAUCAACUUCGGGUGGAAGCGGACAAGGAGCGAGUAAAGAUCUCGCUGACUGCAGCGGACUUGGUCCGGUACUGCCAGGAGCAAAGGCGCCAUGACCCGCUGCUCGCCGGCAUCGCAGCCUCGUCCAAUCCUUUCAAAGAUAAGAAGAGCUGCGUGCUGCUGUGACGUUCCUGAGACGGGCCGAGGACACGGACACCUCCUCCGGGCGUACGACCCAAAGAGAAAUAUAAAGUUCUUAGAGAGGCCAUUUGUCUUCUGCCUACCACUGAGAUAGUGCUUCUGCCUUGCUUAACGCCUUCUAUUCAAAAACAUAGUUGAGGAAGAAAUGAAUUGUUUGCCUUUUUACAAAGUUGUUGUUGUUACAUUGAAAGGCUUUGUUUUACGUUGCUUCUUUACAUGACAAAAUACAUUUUGUAAGAGGGUUUGAUUUCAACCUUCUGAUCGUAAGGCAUUACUUGAGUCACCUGACUGAAGUAAAC